AUGCCGAACACAUCUUGCACCCAGGAGAGAAAGGAGAAGGGGAGCGAGAAGGUUGCGAAGAAGGAGAAGGAGCCUGAAGUGAAGCAACUGGCACCAGGCUUCAAGGAAGGAGAGAAGGUCAUCCCCUUCGCGGAAGUGCAGAAGCACGAUUCCAUCGACAAGGGCAUCUGGGUGACGUACCGCGACGGCGUCUACGACAUCACCAAGUUCGUGCAGAACCACCCAGGCGGGCUAGAGCGAAUUCUCAAGGCAGCAGGGGGCCAGAUCGACCCCUUCUGGGCGAUGUAUGCUCAACACAACGUCGCGAGCGUGAAGGACAUCUUGGGCGAGUACCGAAUAGGCCACCUGAGUCAGGAUGAGUAUGCGAACCUUCCGCCACCUUUCGACCCCUACCAGACGGACCCGAAGCGGGACCCGGAGCUCGUCGUCCAAGCGGCCAAGCCCUUCAACGCCGAGACGCCUUUGCGGGUCCUGGCGGAGCAGGAAUAUCUGACCCCGAACGACAAAUUCUUCGUGCGGAAUCACCUGCCCGUCCCUUCAGGUUCCCUGAUCGACCCCUCCACCUACGCCCUGGAGAUCGUGAAAGGCGAGGACGAGGAUCCGGUGAAACUCACCUUGAAGGACUUGCAGGACGAGACGCGCUUCAAGCGCAAGAAGAUCUGUGCGAUCAUCCAAUGCUCGGGCAAUCGCCGAGAGGAUCAGAACUCGGUGGCGCAGGUGGAGGGCCUGACGUGGUACACCGGUGCUAUCUCCUGUGCUGAGUGGGAGGGGGUAGCCCUGAAGGACGUCCUGGACUCCGUCGGAGUGCCAUCCACCUUGGGCAUGGAGAGUGAGCUCGAGGGUGAAGAUGACCAACUGCAUCUCCAGAUGGAGGGAAUGGAUCGGCCAAAGGUGGGCGAAUGGCGAGAUACGAAGGGCUUCUAUGGGGCGAGCAUUCCCCUGGCCUGGGCGCAGGAUCCUCGCCGUGACGUGCUCCUGGCCUUCAAAAUGAACGGCGAGCCUAUCCCCGCCGAUCACGGCGCACCCCUGCGCUGCGUCGUCCCUGGCGUGGCCGGUGCACGCAGCGUGAAGUGGCUCUCGAAGUUGAUCGUGGCUGAGGAGGAAUCGCAGAGCCACUGGCAGCAGAACGACUACAAGGCCUUCUGCUCCUCCAUUACUUGGGACACAGCGGACUUCUCAAGCCUUCCUGCUAUUCAGGACAUGCCCGUGAACUCUGCGAUCUCCUCGCCACCCGCGAAGUCGCUAGUGGAGCUGACAUCCGAUGGCUGCACCUGG
Molecule: messenger RNA, 1275 nt
Organism: Symbiodinium necroappetens
Lineage: Eukaryota; Dinophyceae; Suessiales; Symbiodiniaceae
Source: the annotation of a GenBank genome assembly